Messenger RNA from Acanthoscelides obtectus, 999 nucleotides. The record is from the annotation of a GenBank genome assembly. Lineage: Eukaryota; Metazoa; Arthropoda; Insecta; Coleoptera; Chrysomelidae.
AUGGCUCAGUUAUGUAAUAAAUUACAACUCGCUGAAAAGGAAGGAGAAAAAAAAGAAAAGAAAAAAGCACUAAACCAAAAUGAAAAGCUCACGUCCACGCUGCAGCAACCUGAACAGUACAUGGGAUCAUUACUGCGCCAUGUAAUAAUCAUUACGCACAAGACCCAAAGGCAAGAGCAGACAAGCUGCAGUCGCAGAACAAGUGAAGGUUCUUUGAUCUACCGCCGAAUGCUUGAAGAAAGGCGGCAGCCUUUGCUAAAUUAUGUGGGGAUGGAUUGUCACGAGUCACGAGGCCAUCAGACAUCCCGACACGACAUUCUAGAAGAUAUCGCUUGCCAAGACGGAAUGGAUAAGAAAGCAUUCUUGACCAUGGCACGCUAUAAAUGUAAAGGGCUUCGAAGUAACUGGGCAGAUGCUAAUAUGAAAUUAGCUUUAGCUGCAGUCAGAAGUCGUAAAAUGAAAAUUUAUACGGCUUCCAAGCAUUAUAAUGUGCCAAGACGCACUCUGAUACGUUAUUUACAAGAAAACAAAGAGACCAAAUCUACUUUGGGCCGGAAACCACUUCUUAACCCUGAAGAUGAAAAGAUUUUGGAAUCCCUGUGGGAUAAAGCUGCGACACCUGCUAAUGUCAAAGCUGGAUUUGAAGCGACCGGAAUUUUCCCAUUCAAUCCAGAUAGGAUUCUAGAAGAAGUAUACGCUCCCAGCAUACCUACUCAUAAUUUCGCAGAACCUGGAGCUUCUCCUUCUGAAAAUCAAGAAAAUGGAGAUACUAACGACAGCGACGCUACAAAUCUGUUAAUUCCUCCUCAGGAAAAUGAAGAUACUAAUGAAAGCGACGUUACUGAUGCCAGUGGAAAUUCCCCUUAUCCUCUCCCAAAUGAAGACAAAGGUAAUUCAAAUCCAUCAAAUGCAAAGCAAAGCGUUGUGCUGCAACUCCAGACAACGCCUCUGAUGAUCAUCCACAGCACCCAAAUCAAGAAGAUAUAUCGAACUUUAUAG